AUACGAAGCGAAUGCAUGUAAUCAUUUAAUUAGGGACAAAUUCAUAAAAUACGUGCCCCGCUGCGACGUAUAUGGUUUGAGCUCGAGCGCGUAACAUUAUGUCUUCAUGGCUCGCGUCACAAAUAAAAAGUGAAAGUAAAUGUGCAGAGUUGAUGUUUCACCAUUUAAACAACCAUAAUCGAUUCUACAGGAAUAUAAUUUUUCUAUAGGAACCUUUAUAAAAGCUAAGUCAUGAAUUUAUGUGUAGAUACUUGAUAGAAAUGGUGGAGGUUGUUUUUUAAUCGAUGUAAUUAAAUGUUGAUCAGGGUGAGUGUUUCAGUCACGAGACUUACAUGUGACCGCCGCGUUAAUGUCUGUGAAGGACGUAAAUAUUUGAAAUGCGUUUUGUAACAUUUUAGCAUUUUUGUUACAACAUGUGAGUGAACACUGUGUCUCUUGAUCCCAAGAGUCGGAGGAGAGCUUAAUUAUUGUGUUUGUUUGUAAUUUUCAUUCAGAGUCAGUGGUGAAGAUCAGAUUUUGUUUCAACUGUUCAGAUUCAUCAUGGAUGACACACAAACAUCCAGACAUGAAGAUUUUUCUCCAGGAUGCAGUUCAAUUGAUCAGAAGAGAUCUGAACCAGAGCCCAGCUGUGUGUCUAUGAGGAGUGACAGGUCUCUGGAUCGGCCAAUAGAGUUUAAGAGUGGAGAUACACAGACUGAUCUCAGUUACGUUGAUCAGAAGAGAUCAGAACCAGAGCCCAGCUGUGUGUCUAUGAGGAGUGGCAGGUCUCUGGAUCGGCCAAUAGAGUUUAAGAGUGGAGAUACACAGACUGAUCUCAGCCAUGAAGUCCUCAACAGGUUUAGAUCAAAUCUGAUGAAGAAGUUUGAGUGUCUGUAUGAGGGAACAGCACAGCAGGGAAACCCAACACUCCUGAAUGAGAUCUACACAGAGCUCUACAUCACAGAGAGUGAGAGUGGAGAGAUCAGUAAUGAGCAUGAGGUGAGACAGAUUGAGACACAAUCCAGGAGAGUAGCAAUAGAGGACACACCGAUCCAAUGCAAUGACAUCUUUAGACCUUUACCUGGACAAGACAAACCCAUCAGAACUGUGCUGACAAAGGGAGUCGCUGGCAUUGGAAAAACAGUCUCUGUGCAGAAGUUCAUCCUGGACUGGGCUGAAGGGAAAGAGAAUCCGGAUGUCCAGCUCAUAGUUCCACUUCCUUUCAGAGAGAUCAAUUUGAUAAAGAACAAAACACUCAGUCUUUCAGAUCUUCUACAUGUCUUUUUCCCUGAAACAAAAGAAAUGGAAAUAUCCAGUGACAAAUAUAAAGUGUUGUUCAUCUUUGAUGGUCUGGAUGAGUGUCGUCUGUCUCUGGAUUUUCAGAGCGAUGUGAGGUUGUGUGAUGUAAGUGAAUCAGCCUCAGUGGACAUGCUGCUGACGAACCUCAUUACAGGGAAUCUGCUUCCCUCUGCUCUCAUCUGGAUCACCUCCAGACCAGCAGCAGCUGAUCUCGUCCCCUCUGAGUGUGUCCAUCGAGUGACAGAGGUACGAGGCUUCAAUGAGCCACAGAAGGAGGAAUAUUUCAGGAAGAGAAUCAGUGAUCAGAGUCUGGCCAAUACAAUCAUCUCACACCUGAAGUCAUCAAGGAGCCUCGACAUCAUGUGCCACAUCCCAGUGUUCUGCUGGAUCUCAGCCACUGUUCUAGAGAAGAUGCUGAGCGAAGCAGAGAGUGGAGAGAUUCCCAAAACUCUCACUCAAAUGUACACACACUUCCUGAUCCUUCAGACCAACAUCAAACAUGAGAAGGACUUUGAGAAGAACGUGACAGAUGAAGACAUGAUCCUCAAACUGGGGAAACUGGCUUUUCAGCAACUUGUGAAAGGCAAUGUGAUCUUCUAUGAGGAAGACCUGAGAGAGUGUGGCAUUGAUGUGACAGAAGCAUCGGUGUACUCAGGAUUGUGCACUCAGAUCUUCAGAGAGGAGUUUGGCUGGUAUCAGGGGAAAGUCUUCUGCUUUGUUCAUCUGAGCAUUCAGGAACAUCUAGCGGCUCUAUAUGUGCACAUCUCCUGUACAAACAACAACAUAAAUGUGUUUGACCAAAUCAACAAACAGAGCCUGUGGUUUAAAGUUAAGGACUGGUUUCAACUGAAUUCAUCAGAACAUGUUUCAUUAUCUGAUCUCCAUCAGAGAGCUGUGGAUGAGGCUCUACAGAGUAAAAAUGGACAUCUGGACCUUUUCCUACGGUUUCUUCUGGGUCUGUCAGUGGAGUCUAAUCAGAUUCUUCUUCAAGGACUAAUGAAACAGACAAGUAGCAUAUCUGACAGCAAUGAGAAAACAGUUGAGUACAUCAAGAUGAAGAUCAGGAUCAUUGAUUCUCCAGAGAAGUCCAUCAAUCUGUUCCACUGUCUGAAUGAACUGGGUGAUCAUUCACUAGUGGAGGAAAUACAACAGUAUCUGAAAUCUGGAUCAAUAAAGGCAGUCAAACUCUCUUCAUCUCAGUGGUCAGCAGUAGUUUUUGUGUUGUUGACAUCAGAGAAAAACCUGGAUGAGUUUGAUCUCAAGAAGUUUGUUGUAGGAAACAAUGAAACUGAAGAUAUGAAAGUUUUUCAGAAGCUGCUGCCUGUGAUUAAAGAAUCCAGAUCAGUACAGUUGAGGGACUGUGAUAUCACAGAUGAAGGUUGUGCUGCUCUGGCUUCAGCUCUGAGAUCAAACCCCUCACACCUGAGAGAACUGGAUCUGUCUGGGAAUAAACUAGGAAAAUCAGUGAAUCUGUUGUCUGAUAUACUGGCGAAUCCUCACUGUAAACUGGAGAUACUGUGGUUGAUUGAUUGUGGAGUCACAGAUGAAGGUUGUGCUGCUCUGGCUUCAGCUCUGAGAUCAAACCCCUCAAACCUGAGAGUACUGUACCUGUCUUGGAAUACAAUAGGAGAUUCAGCUGUGAAACUUCUCUCUGCUGUACUGGAGGAUCCUCACUUUAAACUGGAGAAACUGUGGUUGAGAUGUUGUGAUAUCACAGAUGAAGGUUGUGCUGCUCUGGCUUCAGCUCUGAGAUCAAACCCCUCACACCUGAGAGAACUGAAUCUGUCAUGGAAUAAAAUAGGACAAUCAGGAGUGAAGUUGCUCUCUGAUCUGAAGGAUGAUCCAUGUUAUAAACUGGAGACAUUAUAUUAUUGAUCAGCUGAUGGUGAAUAAGGAGCUACAGAGACUGAAGACUCAGACUGAAUACACAGAGACUGAAGACACAGAGACUGAAGACACAGAAACACAUAGCGAUCACACUGACAUGAGUGUGUGACUUCACAACAUUUUCUUGUUUUUAUCUUUUUGUAGGUCUGUUAUUCUCAAUUACAGUUUCCCACGAUGAUCUAUUACAGGACCUGAACUUAUAUCAGAACUUAUCUAACUUUUGUAAUUUAAUACUCAAUUUUAUAAUCAGUGGCCCAUGAGUGCUGAGAGUCACCAUAAGCAAUUUGGAAUUGUUCUGGAUACACUAGAUACUGUACAAUGACAUACAAUGAUGGUAUAACACUCAAUAUACACUACAAGAAGUGAUGAAACUGAAACAAGCCAUAAAAAUUGUGAAUAAGAGAUUUAUUGUGCAAUACAGACAGAUUAUUUUAUUAUAAUGGGAGAAUGUCAUUCAUUUAUCAGUAUAACUUUUUAAUAUUUUUUUUAUUACUUUCAGUAAACUCAGAAAGUCUGACUACAGAAGAGAUAGAUGCUGUGAAUGUGUCUACCAGAUGCUUUCUAUACUAUUUACUGAAAAUUGAUGUUUUAUACUUUUAACCUAUUAUUUAAUAUGAUUGUAUUAAAGUUUGCAUCUAAAACUUCA
Molecule: messenger RNA, 3811 nt
Organism: Megalobrama amblycephala (Wuchang bream)
Lineage: Eukaryota; Metazoa; Chordata; Actinopteri; Cypriniformes; Xenocyprididae
Product: NLR family CARD domain-containing protein 3-like
Exons: 8
Coding region: 541-3153 (870 amino acids)
Molecular function (GO): protein binding
Source: RefSeq, a predicted model, not a curated record